AUGGCUUCGACGGGGAGUGAGUCGGUCUCCAAAUUCUUUUUAGAGAUCCCCAAAGUCCAUACGAACAACCCUGCGCAUCAGGAGGAGAUAUCCACCUGGAGGGCUCCAGACAAAGGAAGAUUCAAAGCAAAUUGUGACGUAGCUAUUCCUCCAGUCGUUAAGGAAGGCAAGACUGCUGUGGUUCUAAGGGAUUGGAAAGGCCGAAGGUUCUGGACGGAUUUGCAAGGACUGUUAAUAAAAUUCCAAAAGACGAUGCACCACAAGCAAAAGAAAAUGUCCAUGGAGACCUUAAUCACCCACAUUCGCGUGAAGGAAGAAACUAGAGGUCAAGAUGCACUAUUGACAUACAAAGGUAUUGGGCAUUAUAGAAAGAGAGCAAGGGUGCCGUUUUGGAGGAGCUCACAUUUCCAGCGCACUGUAUCAAGUCUCUUGCCACUGAAAUCAGAUCAAAGCGAGCAUAGGUGCCCCUUUUUGAAGGAGCUCAAUUUUCAGCACCCAAAAUUGACUCUUUCAACUGGACCUGCAUUGACUCUGCAGAAGGGUUGUAAGAGACGAGGUAAAGGUCCUUAUAUAGGUGUCCGGUUGAGGGGGGGAAGAUGGGUCUCUGAAAUACGCAUUCCAAAGACCAAGACAAGGAUAUGGUUGGGUUCUCAUCGCUCACCGGAGAAGGCAGCUAGGGCAUAUGAUGCAGCCUUGUAUUGUUUAAAAGGCGAACAAGCAUCUUUCAAUUUUCCCAACAAUAGAAGGCCGAACUUGGCCCAUCGGUUGGUUGGUUCCUUGCACAUUGAUGAAAUACAAUGUAUCGCUGCAGGGUUUUCUUGUUUGGAUGAGCCAUCAAUGGAAAUAUCAAAGCCUUCUCCACAGGUAACACACCUUUUGCUUGAUCCACCAGUUUUACCAGAUCCACAGAGAAUGAAUGAAAGGGAUUCAAACAUGGUUGAUGAUGAACCACAUGUCCCAGCUUAUGUGCUUGAGGAGGAGCCGUAUAUCCCAACCUAUGUGCCAGAGGAGGAACCAUAUGUCCCAGCUUAUGUGACAGAAGCGGAUCUCAUGUCACAUGGAAACUUACAGUUGGAUGAGUGGCUUGCGCAAGAUGGAGAGUGGAUGGGGAGCUUUCGUUGACUACAUUAUGGGGAACUUUCAUUGACUACAUAUCUUUAAUAGAGACUUUCACAGAUGCUUUUAGGAAAUGCAAAUACAUAUGUAGGGUCAUGCUCAAUGAAAGUUUUGCCCCAUCAAGAAUAAGCUUAUUUAAUCUUGUGAAGGAAAGUAACUCUGUGUCUAAUUUCUUAAUAAUUCUUGUGUUUUAAAUCUCUAGGAACUUAUGGGGUUGAAACAUUUUUUGAAAAAGAUAAUCUCCUGAUCUAUUUAGGGUAAACUCAUUCAAUGCAUAUGGGAGGUUUAUAGACUUCGUUGGAAGUGAUUAUUUGAACAUUGUGAGGAAUGGGUUACUUUUCGUUCGAUGUUUAAUUUGCUUACCUUUAACUUUUGGGACUCAAAAAAGGUCAGUGAAAAUAGGAGUAACUGUCUUCUCUGCUCUUGCAUUUAAGUGAGAUGACGGUGAAGCAUAAUGCGAUCGACUACAUCCCGAGAAGAAAGAAGUAAUAGAGAUUGUCAUAGAUAUUUAUUUAAAGUCAAGUGAUGUUAUCUCGGGGUAGUAAAUUCUAGUUGGACAAAUCUAUUUCAGAUUUCCCUCCCUUUGUUAUUAUGCUUCUAUUGGUGGUUGCAUUUCCUUUUAAAUUCGGGUCCUUCUAUGUGUAAGUGUUCCUUCUCACUCUUAUGUUAAGCUUCCUCUAUUUUCCAAUUUGGCUAUGUAUGACAGGCCUUAUAGGGCGAAUAAGGAGUCUAGGGAGCUCGGGACAUAUGUUUUUGUUUUUAUAGGUAAUAAAAUUAUAUUGAAAAGGCAUCAAGGGGAUGUCACCCAUAGUUAACACUUGUUCUUCCUUGAUCACACACUUAUCUUUAUCAAGGCUUACAACAAGUUGAUAAUAUCAAGUGACGCUUAACUCUUGCCAACACUUUGAGGAAUUCAGCCAUGGAGUCAUUUAAUUGUUCUGUAGCUAAUAACUCUUAUUUAUUCGAUAGAUUAGUGUACCCACAUCACGCACCAGGGCACGCCACGCAUAGACAACCAUGAUAUUCAUAGAUCUAUAUUUUUAUGAUAUCACUCCGUGCCAGAGCAAUUGAGUCUCUAGAAUGGCAUCACAUGCAUUACUCCACGUUGGCAUCCAAGGUAUUUAUACCCAACACUUGGAUGAACGGAAUUUUUCUUAUUGAAAAAAUAUUGACAAAAUGUGCUUCAAAUAUUCCUACCUUUUCCUGAACUUUGUCUAGGAAAGUAACAAGCAUUUAAUAUUACCUUGAAUUUAAGGAAAUAAGGACACAGAAGGCAUUUAGAAUUUAUAGAAGGUUGUUGAAAAUUUGGUAAAGGAAUUGAUGUUGGUUGAUUCUCCCUUGAUUUGAUGAAACAUUUGGUUUUCCCUUGAUUGAGUAUCAAUCUGAUGAAAGGGCUGGAGCUGCAUUUUUACCAAACUUUUCCUGCUUGUAAUGACUGUCGGAACAAACUAGGUGAACAUUAUUUACAGGAGAAAAUGAUUACAUUCAAGAUGUAAAUAUAACAGCAUGUGUUGGUUGCAUGGUAAUGUUAGUAAAGAGGAGGAUUUUGAAUCAUAUGAAUCAUGAUACCCUUGGUUAAUUUAGGAUCCUUUUAAUUUAUCUGAUUCAUGAUAACUUGACCUGCAGCAUUGUGGGUCUCCUUUAUUUGAUGAUUUACUUUGCUUUUUGCAAGUUACUUCUUACAAAACCAUAGUUUUCGGCAGUAUCUUGAAAAUCAAUUGAAUACGGUGCAAAUUCAUGCUUUUCUGAUGUGGGAAGCUCAUCUGAAGGUACUUGAUGUCGACUUCUGUGUUGAAUAGAUUUGCCCAACAAACACUGCGUCGUUGUCACAGUCCCCUUUGCACAUCUAAAAUGACAUGGAAUAUAUAUUUUUACACAAAAUGAUGCUCAGAAACUAGAUGCUCUAAUGAUUUUUUUCAUUUGUCAAUAAUGUGCUCUAAACUCAUUGGUGCUUUUUUAGUUUUCAACUUUACUAGGCCUCUAAGAUGUUUUAUGCAAUCGUUCGUAGGUCAAUUCAAGUGGACAAAUUUGUGAUGUUGCAGAGACGGUUGGACCUGUAGAUUUUGAAAAUGAUGCGGAGGCAGCUGGAUAGGUGGAGCGAGCAAUCCAUGUCCAGUGGCAUAUAAUCAAAGAUGUCCCAAAUAGUUGGUCCUGCCACAUACUUCUUGAAAAUAAUGACAAGAAGCCUUUUACUCGCAGCCGAGAGGACUCUCAAGAGUUAAGGCAAGGCUUCAGAAUUUUUCUUCAUUGCAAACUGUUUUUUGUUGUUUGCUUUUUUUAAAUCUCAUGUUCUUGGUUGUAGAAAUAUAAUUAUCAAUGAGAUCUUCGGGUGCUAUUUUGUUUCCUAAAGCAAAGUCUCAGUCUCACUUUCCUAUUCCGCUCCACAUCCACCAUUUUGGGAUGCUUUUGCAUUAUCAUAAGCCACCACGGCAUUUAUGUCUACCUUGAAGUAUGUAAUUUUCAGGUCCGCCUGCAAUUAUUUUGACACUUUGGCCAUAGACGUCAUAGAUUCACUUAUUUUGUCCAAGUUACUGAAGAAUUCCUUUGGAUUUUGGAUUUUCAUGUGAUUCAGUUGCACCCACUUGACUGUCCCUACCGUUCUGGUAAAGCUUUUCCGAACAGGGUAUCGAGAUGUUGAAAAUUUUUAAUUGAGUCGUUUUAAGUUGCUGAAAAUGUCACGGAUUAUGUGUUUUAGUGUGAGAGAAUUGCACCCACUUGACUGUUUUCUCUACAUUCUGGAAAACCUUUUCCAGGUAAAACUAGAACAGGGAUUGAAGAUGUUGAAAAUAUUCAAUGAUCAUGACUCGGAGACCUCAGACAUCAAUCUUAGAUGACUUCUGCUUUUGUGAUGAAUGAGAGAGAGUAUUGCUGGAAAGGAAGGCCGGACACCUAACCAGUUCAGCUAAAAAUGCUGAUGCUUCGAUUAACCAACUUUCUGACAACUUGGCUGAAGCCCUCGACUUGGAAGAUGGUAAACAAGUGCUGAGAAACGAAUAAGACCAGUGGGGGCUGGGUCGUGCCUUCAAAUAGGUAUCACAGCUGUUACCAUUGAUGGAUCUAGGAAAGCAAUGUGUGUUGGUUUUUCAUUCCAGGCCUUUGAAGUUUCUGGACAUCCUGCUGCCAGCAAUUUUUUGAGGUGGUUUAGUUUGGACACUUUGGGCAUCUCCAAGAGUCUGGCUUAAACAAGGAGCCUCUCUCUCCCUCCCUCCCUCCCUCCCUCCCUCUCUCUCUCUAGACAAUUUUGUGGAACUGUUGGGUGGUAGUUCAGGCAUCUUGGUGAGCGACAGACUGCGGGAAGUUGACACUCCUAUCUUUUAAGUAAUUGUUUCUUCUGUUUGAUAAGGAUUACGAAGUUCUGGAAGUUUUGUUUCUUACUAUUAUUAUUAUUGUUUUCCUGUCAAUUGCCAGGUGUCUUCUUAUUUUCCUGUCAAUUGCAGGGUCCCUGGUUUUAGAACGAUGGGAUUAUACAAGUUUACCCAAUUUGGGAAAACGUAGUUACAUAUAUUCAGAAAGCAAUAUACCAUUGUCGUUUGAGAUUAA
Molecule: messenger RNA, 4656 nt
Organism: Rhododendron vialii
Lineage: Eukaryota; Viridiplantae; Streptophyta; Magnoliopsida; Ericales; Ericaceae
Exons: 5
Coding region: 1-1122 (373 amino acids)
Biological process (GO): regulation of DNA-templated transcription
Molecular function (GO): DNA-binding transcription factor activity; DNA binding
Source: RefSeq, a predicted model, not a curated record